Messenger RNA from Ictalurus punctatus (channel catfish), 4146 nucleotides. RefSeq names its product protein phosphatase, Mg2+/Mn2+ dependent, 1Aa (gene ppm1aa). Bases 334 to 1524 code for a protein of 396 amino acids. The record is from RefSeq and is a predicted model, not a curated record. Gene Ontology annotation, biological process: protein dephosphorylation; positive regulation of canonical NF-kappaB signal transduction; negative regulation of canonical NF-kappaB signal transduction. Gene Ontology annotation, cellular component: nucleus; cytosol. Lineage: Eukaryota; Metazoa; Chordata; Actinopteri; Siluriformes; Ictaluridae. The transcript has 8 exons. Gene Ontology annotation, molecular function: manganese ion binding; protein serine/threonine phosphatase activity; magnesium ion binding.
GUUGUACAUCCGGGUCCUGGCGCUAGCCGUUGUUGGGUUGUUUACGCGCUGGAGGCCGGUGGCAGCGCAGCACCAUAUUUUAGUAAAAAAUAACCAAUAACAACGGUGUAGAAUUCCAUUCUGGUGUGUGAAUAAAGUUUAACGAUGCAUAACCGGUUGAUAAACGGCGGGGAGAUCCGCUCUGUCACUGACUGAACACUUUAACGCAACACUUUUCUCCUGUCCGACACCGAGCCUGAGCUCAGCUCUUCAUUCUGCUCUUUCUCCACAUUUCUCUCAUUUAUCGCUGAUUUUCACCCACUUUGGAUUUUCGGUGUGUGAGGCGCGAGAGAGAUGGGUGCGUUCUUGGACAAGCCGAAGAUGGAGAAGCAGAACGUUCAUGGCGAGGGGAACGGGCUGCGCUACGGCGUGAGCAGCAUGCAGGGCUGGCGCGUGGAGAUGGAGGACGCUCACACGGCCGUCAUCGGCCUCCCGCACGGCCUCGAGCCCUGGUCCUUCUUCGCCGUGUACGACGGCCACGCCGGCUCUCAGGUCGCCCGCUACUGCUGCGAACACCUGCUCGAGCACAUCACCAGCAACCCCGACUUCCAGCUGUGGAAUAAGGCGAGCGUGCGAUAUCUUAACGGCGUUCAGGGCAGCAGCGGAGGGGAGGAGGAGCCAAGCGUGGACCGCGUCACGUCGGGAAUCAGGACCGGCUUCCUGCAGAUCGACGAGCACAUGCGGGAGAUGUCUGAGCGGAACCGGAGUGGCUCGACGGCGGUGGGCGCCAUGAUCUCGCCGCGACGCAUCUUCCUAAUCAACUGCGGCGACUCUCGGGGGCUGCUGAGCCGCGCCGGCGCCGUGCACUUCUCCACACAGGACCACAAACCCAGCAACCCACUGGAGAAACAACGCAUCCAGAACGCAGGGGGAUCCGUCAUGAUCCAGCGUGUGAACGGCUCUCUCGCCGUGUCCAGAGCUCUCGGAGAUUUCGACUACAAGUGUGUGAGUGGAAAAGGCCCCACGGAGCAGCUGGUCUCCCCCGAGCCCGAGGUUUACGCCAUCGAUCGCUGCGAAGCCGAGGACGAGUUCAUCGUCCUGGCCUGCGACGGCAUCUGGGACGUGAUGACCAACGAGGAGCUGUGUGACUUCGUACGCUCGAGACUGCAGGUGACCGACGACCUGGAGAGAGUGUGCAACGAGAUCGUCGAUACCUGUCUCUACAAGGGAAGCAGAGACAACAUGAGCGUGGUGUUGGUGUGCUUUAGCGGCGCGCCGAAGGUUACACCAGAGGCCAUGAAGAGAGAAGCAGAACUCGACAAAUACCUGGAGAACCGAGUAGCAGAGAUCCUGAAGAAGCAGAAUGAUGACGGAGCACCAGAUCUUGUCCACGUGAUGCGAACGCUGGCAUCAGAGAGCAUCCCAAACUUACCGCCUGGAGGAGAACUGGCCAGCAAGCGAAGCGUUAUUGAAGCAGUAUAUAACAAACUCAACCCCUACAGGAAUGAGGACACAGACUCUGCGUCCGCUGAUGACGUGUGGUAGCGUUUUACAACACACGCUCCGGCUUCUCUCUCACACACACACACGCACACACACACACACACACACAGAGCGGAACGGAUGGGACGCCAGCUGAAGAGGAGGAACGAGGGAAUCAUCCCUUUACGCUCAGCUCCACUCACGACGGGACAUUUCAUUCCUUCUUUUUUAUGAUUUUUUUAAUCAUUUUUCUGAUAUAGUUUUGUUUUUUUUGUUUUUUGGGGCGGGGUGGUGUAAGUAAUUUGAGUCACAUCAUCGUGUGUGUUUGUAUAUUUGUUUUUGAAGUGCAAUUGUAUUAAAAAAAGCCUGUAUCAAAUGCAGCUUGUUGUUAAAUGUAAAAAAAAAAAAAAGAAAAAAAAAAAGAAGAAGAACUAAACGUUAAGAUAUUUUAAAAAAAGAGGAACCCUUUAUGCACUAUCUGCCUUGUCAUAGGAAAUGCCGACUCUCUCUCGGUAAGUUCCCUUCGGCUUGAACGCGUGUUUUCCGCGAGGCGUGUGCCGACGCCGCGUUUCUACGUCGCGAUGUUUGAGGGGAAAAGACGUACCGUGUCCGUGGGACGAAGUCGGAACGACGAUCCGGGACAGGAAUCCGGUUCCGGAUCCGCUCCGAUUGGUCGUUGUUCUAGUGCGUGUUCCUAUCUGCCGGUUGCCACGGUUUCUCCAGUAGUGUAGCACGCCUGUAAAACAGACACGGCGAGCUACAGGACGUACACAAACACCACGCACUUCACUACGGAUCAGUCGUCUUCCUGCGAAAUACAAAUAAAGCAACGUUCUUGCUGGACCUAAUCGCACGGAGAACCUUUCGCUCUUUUCCCACGGCCAUCUUUUACAUCCGACACCGCGUGUACCGUGUGCCGCCGUUCCGGGUCUUGACCUAUAUCGGAAAAAACUUAUACCGGACCUAUACCGGAGUUCUGACUGUGCAAGUGUUCACGCGUUCCCCGCAUUCGGAGGUAACUUUAGAAAACCGUUCCAAAAACACGUUCUUCUGCGUUUUUUUCUUCGUUGUUCCUCGCACCGUGUUCCCAGUUUGGACCGAAAAUAAACCGGCGGACGUGUUCGUGUUCCUGUAGCUAACAGCGCUGCCGUGACAUCGUAGGAACCGUUUAUUAUUAUUUUGUAAUUUUUUUAAACAUUUUUAAAAUGGGUUUUUUGUUGUUGUCGAGCGUUUUCUCUGGCGUGCACACUGCUGCCCCCUUCUGGUGUGACCGCUCGACUUCACUCUGAGUCGUUCCGAACACCACGGACUCAUUUCCGGGAGCAGAAACGCUGCGUGUCGCGCUCCGCCAUCUCCUCCUCUCGCCGUCCGCGACAGCCACGUGGCGCGUAUCGAACAUCGCAGUGUAUCGUCUAACCGAUCGUCGGCACACGCCUGACGUCAUGUUCAGAUUUUUCUCCCUGCUCCUUUGAUGAAACGGGUAAACGAUAACGGCUUACAGCGCAGAGAGCUUCUUUCCCUUUUUUUAAAUGGGUCCAUCUGUUUUCUUUAUUCGUUUUGUUAUUGGUUCUUGAUUGGCACAUAGGACACAUCGCUUAAGACAGACAGAGAGAGAGAGUGUGUGUGUGUGUGUGUGUGUGUGUGUGUGUGUGUGUGUUUCAGUCCAGAUUUAAUUUUUCUUUCUGAAUAGUUGUUAAUGUUUUUGAAAAGGAAAAAAAAAUCAUGAGCUCUUCCUUACGACCAAGCUAAGCUCGAGUGUGUGUGUGUGUGUGUGUGUGUGUGUGUGUGUGAUGAUUUUUCCUCCACAGAACACUGUAUCAUUAUUGACCUUUUAUCAUUUUUUCCCUCAGAAAAGUUUGUAUUCAUGUGUUGUAUUAUAACUGAUUGUGUAAUACUCCUGCACUGUGUUCCAAUUCCGCUUUAACAUCGUGAUUCAUUUUACUGAAGUGCGCCCUGGUUCACGCCCCCCAGCCACGCCCCCCAGCCACGCCCCCAGCGCGAGUCAGAGCCCUUAUUACUGUGUAAUAAAACCGUAAUUACAAGCUAACGAAGGGAAGAGCAGCUCCGAGGAACUAAACAGCGAGACCACGUUAAUCACGGUUACGGAGCGACGUGCGUGUGAAUAAGCCACGCCCACAAUCAUAAUACACAACAAAGAAUUUCAGAAGAAAGAAAAAAACCCACAGAUUUGUAGGAAUUCUCUCAUUAUUAUUAUUUAAGUUCAGAUAUUUUGCAUUAAGGCUCCUUUAACCGGACAUUGUUAACGGUGUUGACGAACGUUAAUAAAUGAUAAGCCGACGCCCACAGUAAACAAACAAACAGAAACCAACCCAAGCAUGAGUGCAGGUGUGACCGCUGUGUGGUGUUAAUGUCCACCGAGGUUAGGGAGUGUGUUUGUGUAUUUAUUGGUACGUGUUUGUUUGUCUGGUAGUUCCAAUCAGCGGUCAGGUUUUAGAUCACUCCGUGAGCCGCUUUCUUUGCUUCGCGUUUUAAAAAGAGCAGGGAAACAAAGUCGUCGUGUUGCAGCAGUGCAUUCUGGGUAAAUUGUGGUCGUGGAGUCUUAACUUAAUUUGCGCUGAUAAGAAACACCUGAGCGGCCUUUAAGACGGCGGCGGAGAGGAUCUGAGGACGUAGGGGGCGUGGACGAGGGCGUAUUUAAAUAAAUAAAUAAAUAAAUAAAUAAAU